UCUAGUUGGCUUGGCGCUUGACAACUUCUCUCUGGACACACACACACUCCCGCACACACGCUCACACGCACACACAGUAUUCGCGCGCGUGCUUUACGGUUUUUGAAGUUCAUUCAAAUUUAUCAAAUUCUCGACAAUAAGUGUGUGUUAAUUCAUACUUUUUUUUAUGUACUCGUAUUCAUAUUGUGCUAACAUUGUGUUGAAAUAUACUCAUGUGCUUCUUGGGAGUCCAAAUGUCUGAGCACAGUGCCAAAACUCAGACAAAUCAUUUGAAAAACUUUUGAAAACCCAAAAAAAAAAAAAAAAUAAAAGGAAAUUAAAAAGUAAAACGCAUUAGAAUCUACAAAAUCAAAUGCGAAUUAUCCCAAAACAGCAUCUGUAUCGUAAUUAUCUGGUCCUAAUCAAUCGCAAUGAUAAAAUGCUGAUCGUGGUUCUGUUCAUAGUGGCGCUUAUCGAAGCGAUUGGCGCCUUUCCACCGGAGUUUGUGGAAAGCAUUUCCAAUGUGUCCGUUGCUGUGGGUCGCGAUGCAACCUUCACCUGCCACGUGCGUCGCUUGGGUGGUUAUCGCGUGGGCUGGCUUAAAGCGGAUACAAAAGCGAUACAGGCAAUACACGAGAACGUGAUUACACACAAUCCACGUGUCACAGUCAGCCAUUUGGAUCAGAACACAUGGAAUUUGCACAUCAAGGCCGUUUCCGAGGAGGAUCGGGGCGGAUAUAUGUGCCAGCUGAAUACGGAUCCAAUGAAGAGUCAGAUUGGUUUCCUAGAUGUUGUUAUACCACCGGAUUUUAUAAGCGAGGAUACUUCGUCCGAUGUAAUUGUGCCCGAGGGCAGUUCAGUGCGUUUAACAUGUCGUGCACGUGGCUAUCCGGAACCCAUUGUCACCUGGCGGCGUGAGGAUGGCAGUGAAAUCGUCCUGAAGGACACUCAGGGCACCAAGUCACUGGUCUCCUCCUACCGUGGCGAAGUGUUGAAGCUGACAAAAAUCUCACGCAAUGAGAUGGGCUCGUAUCUGUGCAUCGCCUCCAAUGGAGUGCCCCCAUCGGUUUCAAAGCGCAUCUCGCUUAGCAUACACUUUCACCCUGUCAUCCAAGUGCCGAAUCAAUUAGUCGGAGCACCGCUUGGCACUGAUGUUCAAAUCGAGUGUCACGUUGAGGCCUCGCCCAAAUCAAUUAACUACUGGAUUAAGGAUACCGGUGAAAUGAUUGUCUCCUCGAACAAAUAUCAUGUGCUGGAUAAUUCGCAGUCGGUGUACGAGACGAAAAUGACGAUGAUUGUGCGAAAAUUUCAAAAAGACGAUGUCGGCUCCUAUCGCUGUAUAGCGAAAAACUCACUGGGUGAAGUUGACAGCAGUAUCCGGUUGUACGAAAUCCCCGGACCAAAUCGUAAAAAUCCCUCAAAUAGUAAAGGAAGUGGUGGCGGUGGCGGUGGCGGUGGCAAUGGUGCCGGCAAUGGCGGCAACACCGCCGACACGGAUGCCAAUGACAUUUUAAAACUGAAACAACAAGUCAAAGUUACCUACCAGCCGGACGAUGAGGAGCUCUACGGUUCAGCGGAGGAUUUCGAGGAUGGCGAAUUCGCCGGAUUGCCGCCGUUAUCGCCGCACCAUUAUUACACCAGCGGCAAUAAGCCGCCAACACAUAAGCCCAACGGUGGCCAUCAGCACCAGCAUCAGCACCACCAUCAUCCGCAGCAAACUCAAACGGGUGGUGCUGCUGGUGGACAGGGUGGUGCUGGUGCGGGUGCGGGUGUUGGCACUGCUGGUGGUUCCAACAACAACAUUGAGUUGGCUUUUGGCAAUACACGUAAGCCGACCUAUUACGGCGGCAGCGGUGUUGCCGGUGGCGUCAACGGUGCCGCAGGUCCUGGCAAUACGGAAGUCCGCGGCCCCAUGGACAACAACGACCUGGGCUCCGGUGGUGCGACACCACAUCAACACUAUCGCCAAUGGUUGUGGCUCUCGCUCCCACUCUCACUGUCACUUACACUCUCGCCCUGUCGACAGGCGGUCAUUAUGGGUUUGUCCGGCUUAGUUGCGAUACUCGGUCUGUUAUAAUACAUGCUGACAGCAGGCACACACACCAUACACACACACACACACCCAUAAAGUAGAUGCAAAUGUUAAUUUUUUUUUUUUUUUUUUAACAAAUUACACACAAUGACGUGCAACACAUGGCAUUGCUCAGGUUUGUGGCAUGCCGCAGAAGACGCCGACUUAAAGUAAGUGCAUAAUCGUAUCUACAUAUACAAAUCUAUAUAUGUAGCAUAUAUUUAAAUACAAUAACAAUGCAAAAAGAUACGUUUAUGCUGCUUUUUUCAGUUCUUAUAAAUGACACCAGCUGCUUGAGGCAGUUAAGCAGCGGAUUAAUCCGAAAUAUUUCUAUGCGAAAUCUUUCAUUCUUCUUUAAGAUUAAUCCCUUAUUCAACUGUCACUUUCAGCCGCUGUCAUUGUUGAUUUUGGAUUGUACCAAUAUUCAAGUUCUUUAACUAUAUUUAAGCUCAUAUGAUUAAUAUACUUAUAUAAAAUAUAUAUGUAUAUGAUUGC
Drosophila innubila is the source of this 2545-nucleotide messenger RNA. It is a transcript of the gene DIP-alpha, whose product is annotated as protein amalgam. The transcript has 9 exons. NCBI's taxonomy places the organism in Eukaryota, Metazoa, Arthropoda, Insecta, Diptera, Drosophilidae. The record is from RefSeq and is a predicted model, not a curated record. The coding region runs from base 353 to 2056 and encodes 567 amino acids. Gene Ontology annotation, cellular component: neuron projection.